UCUCAUUCUUCAUAUUCCUCUUUCUCUUCUUUUAUAAACCCAAUCUGUUUCUUCUUCUCCUUAUCCUUAUUUCUUGCUUUCUUUUUGGGUUUCUUGAAAUUUUUUACAGAUGGGUUCGUCAAGUUCUUGACUUUGGAGUGCAAUGCUUGGUAGAAAGAUGAUAUCUUUACCAUCAAUUCAAGCUCUUUUGCUUGGAUUAGGACUCUUAUUCGCAGAUUGCUUCGCAGUUCCCAUAUAUGAGGUUGAAGCUCUAACUGCUUUCAAGAGAGCUAUUUUUGAAGACCCUUUGCUGGUGUUGUUAAAUUGGAGUCCUCUGGUUUUAGACCCUUGUAAUUGGGACGGCGUAUAUUGCUCGAUAGCAGGAGACCAUGUUGUAAAGAUUAAUAUAUCUGAGGCAUCUGUGAAAGGGUUUUUGGCACCAGAGUUUUACAAGCUCUCUGCCCUGCAAGAGUUAAUUUUGCAUGGGAAUUUGUUGAUUGGUAUAAUACCUCAGGAGAUUGGCUUGUUGACGAACCUCAAGGUAUUGGAUUUGGGGUCAAACCAGCUGACAGGUUCAAUUCCACACGAGAUUGGAAACUUAACCAGCAUCCAAAAAAUAAACCUUCAGUCCAAUGUGUUGACUGGAAAAUUGCCGUAUGAACUUGGUAUGCUGAGGUACCUUGAGGAACUUCGGCUUGAUAGAAACAAGUUUAUAGGAACUAUCCCUGCUGCAAAUAGCUCUCAGUUUUCGGCCAUCAAGCAUGGAAUGUAUGCUUCGAAUGCCAGCAAACUGGGGUUCUGCGGAGCCUCCCAAUUGAAAGUGAUCGACUUAGCACACAACUUUUUGGUUGGAAAUGUACCCAAUUGCUUGGACUACCUACCUAGAUCAAGUUUUCUGGGAAAUUGCCUUCAAGAUAAAGAUACUAAACAGCGCCCUGCUACACAAUGUGGUGCACAUGCUGCUUCACCAAAUAAAACCCACGCAGGAAUGAACACGAAGUACAAUGCUACUGAAGUUAGGUCGUCAAGACAUCAAUCGAAAAACUCAAAACCAGUGUGGAUCUUGGUUCUUGAAAUAAUGACAGGGCUCUUGAUUGGUUUGCUCUUUGUUGUUGCUAUUUUUACUGUUGUGCAAAUGUGGAAGAGAAGAAGACCUUCAAUCAUCAUUCCGUGGAAGAAGUCUUCAACAAAAGAUUGCAUGACCAUGUAUACAGAUUCUGAAGCAGCAAGGGAGGUUGUGAGAUAUAGCCGAGAAGAACUUGAGUUAGCCUGUGAGGAUUUCAGCAACAUCAUCGGUUCGUCUCCAGAUAGUGUGGUAUACAAAGGAACUAUGAAAGGUGGCCUUGAGAUUGCAGUAAUAUCUUUCUGUAUAAAAGAAGAUCAAUGGACAGGCUAUCUGGAGCUUUAUUUUCAAAAUGAGGUGGCUGAUUUAGCAAGAUUAAAUCAUCAAAACACUGGAAAACUGCUUGGCUAUUGCAGAGUAAGCAGCCCAUUUACGAGGAUGCUGGUAUUCGAGUAUGCCUCUAACGGGACACUUCACGAACACCUUUACUAUGGAGAAGGAAGCCAGUUUUCUUGGACAAGGCGAAUGAAAAUUAUCAUUGGCAUUGCUCAGGGGCUGAAAUAUCUCCACACGCAGCUUGAUCCUCCGUUUACUAUCUUGGAGUUGAAUUCCAGUUCUGUCUAUCUGACUGAUGACUUCACCCCUAAGCUCGUUGAUUUUGAAUGCUGGAAAACAAUUAUCUCCAGGUCAGAGAAGAGCUCAGGCACGAUAAGCAAUGAAGGUGCGGUUGGCAUCCACCCGAGCUCUUUAGAGGGUCGUCAUGUAGAUGUACAGGGCAACAUCUACGCAUUUGGGGUUCUCUUACUCGAAAUCGUGAGUGGAAGGCCUCCAUAUUGCAACGAGAAAGGCUGCUUAUUCGAUUGGGCGAUAGAGUUUUUGGAAUUCCCGGAUAUGAUGGCAUACGUAGUUGAUCGCGAGCUGAAGCAUUUCCGAUAUGAGGACCUCAAAGUGAUAUACGAGGCGGUGAGCCUGUGCAUUCAUCCUAAAUCGAACCGGAGGAAGACUGUGAGCGAGUUGUGCUUGAUGUUGGAGAACGGGAUCGACACAUCCAUAUCAGCGGAAAUAAAGUCAUCCGUAGCUUGGGCCGAGCUCACGCUUGCCUCGUGAUAGGCUCCUCCGGCCUCAUACUGUACAUGUCAAAAGAUACAGUACCCUGAUACUUGAAUGUUUAACCUUUGCUGAUUGAUACCAUUACGUGACACUGGUCGGUGUCCUGUGUGUGAUAUGCAGUAGUAGGUCCCACUUGUCGCAGGAUCAUGCACGGGUGGUGUAACCGUAGGUUACGGCGACAUCAUGGUGGUUAGAAGCUCUCAUUCGUUGUAUUGUUGAGGCCAUUGUAAGACAGGAGAUUUAGUUUUGAUACUUUGGUUAUAGUCUAACAUGUUAAGACAAACAAUGAUUGUCUGUUUUUCAAUUUCAUCCGAUCUUGUCAAAUUGUAAUUCUUCUUUAAGAUUGUCCGUUACCUUAUUUGAAGAGAUAAUCGAUAAGCA
Messenger RNA from Salvia hispanica, 2533 nucleotides. RefSeq names its product putative LRR receptor-like serine/threonine-protein kinase At1g63430. Gene Ontology annotation, molecular function: ATP binding; protein binding; protein kinase activity. Lineage: Eukaryota; Viridiplantae; Streptophyta; Magnoliopsida; Lamiales; Lamiaceae. The record is from RefSeq and is a predicted model, not a curated record. Gene Ontology annotation, biological process: protein phosphorylation.